AUGGAACUAAGCAGAGCUUGUACAUAUAGGAAAAGUAAUUUCCUGAGUCACUUAAUGCUCGAGCACAUCAUAAAUUUCAAUUUGUCUAAUAAAUAUCCAAUUUCAACUCUGACAAAACUUUUCUGCCUCACUAAAUAUUUACUUUUUCUUUUAUUUGCCUUUGCUGAACUUGAUACUAUUUUAGGAAAAUUUUUGGUUCAUCUGAUGUUUGGUUCAAAACAUAUACUUAUGCAAGGAGGGUCGACUAGUUUAAUACUGUAUUUAGUAUUUCGUUCGUCAUCAGGACAAUCUACGAUAUAA
This is a messenger RNA of Clunio marinus, 300 nucleotides long. NCBI's taxonomy places the organism in Eukaryota, Metazoa, Arthropoda, Insecta, Diptera, Chironomidae. The record is from the annotation of a GenBank genome assembly.